Pocillopora meandrina is the source of this 3249-nucleotide messenger RNA. NCBI's taxonomy places the organism in Eukaryota, Metazoa, Cnidaria, Anthozoa, Scleractinia, Pocilloporidae. The record is from the annotation of a GenBank genome assembly.
AUGGAGAAAAUGGAAUAUUACCUACUCUUCACUCUUUUUACAUGUCUGGACUGUUUUUCUGCAAAUAACCAGUGCGGAUUAAGUAGCAUGGGAGGUAUGGCUCUUAAUUAUUUACGUUUUCAGGAUAUGAUUAUGUCAGCCCUCCAUAUUUGCUAUGUCCUGUGCGAACUAAAUCACCUUUCAGAGUUAACUUCCACAAAAACGAAAUUGUGAAAAACAGAAGAUAGUAACCAUUGUUGGUUCCCUUGAGUACCACAAGCCAUCCAAGAUCAUUGUAUUUCGGCGGCAUUUACCUUUGUAGCCUUUCUAAGAGUGAUUGUCCCCUGGAAUAUAUUGUUUACUCUCUUCACAAUAUAAUUGUUUGAUAUCAACCCUCACGUAUUGUGAGUAAAAGAAUAUUAGUUUUGACCAUCUCUCGUAAAAGAAAAAAGGUCGAAAGAAAUUAACUUUUUGGAAAUGUAAAUGCCGUACAAAAGGCUUUCGCGAUGAAGACAAUUUGACUGAAUUACUACCCGUAAUAUGGAAAGGUUUGCCACCUGUUUAUGCUUUUUUGACAUAGCUGAUUAUAUUUCUCAUUGGUUUCUUUAUUCCUUCUUCCUCCCUCAGAUAAUUGUCGAGUGAUUGAAUUCAAAGAAGGAACAAAAAAUAAGAUCUUAACAAAUCACGUCAUUAGGAGAGAUCAACUGCCAGACAAGGAUAUUUGUGAAUUGAGAUGCUAUCUUGAACCAAACUGCGUGUCCUACAACUAUGGUCCACUGUCAGAUGGAACAUUCACAUGUGAGCUGAAUGACAGGACCUACUUACAAGUCCCCGACUCCCUCGAAGACAAAAGCGGAUUUGUGUACACAGAAAUUUUUGUAAGUACGGCCUGGUAACAUUCAGUUUUACAAAGGUGAUCAGUUUACGGGUAAAAAAACUCGGGUACAGUGUUGUUCCGUUUGAUGUUAUUUAUUUAUUUAUUUAUUUAUUCAUCAUGUUUUAAUUGAUUUAUUGUAGAAAUUGAUCUAUUUUCUUCUUAUCUUUUCAGAAUUCUUGUGAGAGCAUUCCAUGCGCCCAUCACGCCACCUGUCAAGCGGGGUUUGGUAACCAUGGAUACCGCUGUAUUUGUCCUGCUGGAUAUCGAGGAGUUCAGUGUGAAACAGGUGAGGAAAAAAACAUCUAAUGAUAAAAAGAUGAGUUCAGACAGUUCAAUAUUUAAUUGAGUUUACAAUAAAGUUAACCAGCUAUAAUUGCCAAAAAAUUAUGCGUCCAAUGUUAAGAUGGGGAAAAAACAGGAGAACAGGCGUAAGAAUCCUGACUAAAAAGAUGUGAAAAGGACAGGCAGGAAGAGGAACAGAAAGAAAAGUACACAGAUACACAGGGCCACUUUCAUAAAGUUGGAAGAAAUGUCUUAUAGUGGAGAGUUUUUAGCUUUGGUUUUUUUUCUUAAAUUCUGUGAAGAUGUUGAUGAAUGCCUAUUAGGAAAACACGAUUUUCCUGCUGAGCACGAAUGUGUCAAUAAUUUGGGUUCAUAUCAGUGCUCACAUUGUCGACCUGGAUAAAUUGACGAUGGAGAGACCUGUCAAGGUAAGAUUUGCAUACAAUGAAGAAGACAACAAAGACAAAAAGAAAAACAGUGGACACACAUAUAAAGACCAGCAACAAUGUAAUGGUGGUGACAGUAAGUCUUGCAUAUCGAAUAAGAGAAAGUUGAUAAAAUUAGGUCAGCUACCAUUUAUAUCUUAUUCAGACAGACAGACAGAGAUUGACGACAGAAAGUAGCAGAUAUAUGGGGAUACGAGAGGUAACUGAGUGGCAUGUUCAAGCCACAGAUGCGCACUUAUCCCAUGGUGGUGGUUACGCUUACUCUGUAGGCAUAUAGGCCACCAAGAUAGAUAUCAUCUACAGCUCAUUAGGCCUUGUUAAGAAUAUCUAUCUAGGCCAAAGGCAGAGGCCAAAAACAAAGACGAAAAAAGCCGAACGUGGCUACCAACUUGUUAGCUUUUUUUCUCUUCUUUUCUACUAUUAUCACUUCACUGCACAUUCCAUGCCUAACAAAGUUUGUUGAUUACAAAGUCUUCAAAUAUGGCAUAAGCAGAAUUUCCACGGAUGGAGUUUGCUACACUUACUGGCCUCUAGCUCUAUUGGAUUUCAUUCCCCUAUUUAUGAGAAAUUUCACGCGAGGUGUACUUUGCCUAAAGUUCGUUUAGUCCUUCAAUUUUUACCAUUUGAUUUUACUGUGUUUAGAUAUCGAUGAGUGUGACGAUGGUAGCCAUGACUGUCGUGAUGCGGCCAACUGUAAAAACACCGCUGGAUCAUUCGACUGCAGCUGUCAGUCUGGACACCUUGGAGAUGGACGGCACUUUUGCUCAGGUAUAUCUUGAUUUCUAACUGAACACGAAAUCUUAUUUAAGUAACCUACGCUACACUUUUUCCACCUCUUUACACCAUAUCAACAGAAGAAAGCUGAAAGAUUUGAUUUAUCAAUCGCCAAAGUGUUGUUAAUCAUUUAAGUGGGGCUUGCAAUUGUGCAAUACAAGCUAACGCAGCUAACGCUCAUAUCUGUCACAGAUUUGUCAUAUUCAAUGAGGCGUCCUUCUGGUCAAGAAAAUUGCAAUUUUCGACACCAUUUAAGCGCGGCGAUACUUAGCAAAAUACUAAUCUGACUAAUCUUGUCUGGACAAUUGCAAAGUGAGAAUUUUUUUCUAACUUCUAUCGACAAGCUCUUUAUUUCAAUCAAAACCUUUCCUAGACCUGACAUGCUAAUAUCAUUUUUAAAACCUAUCGAUUUUCUUGAUAGAUAACUGGAAAAAGAUCAACACCGAUCCUGUUUGCUUUGGGACAAAAAAUGGCGACUUCGGAUCCUUUCAAAUCCAAGAAGCCGGUAAAAUCUACACUUUCAAACUUGUCCAUACAAAAGGUACCGUAAAUUGUGAUACUGACUACGAAUCAACAAAGUGGGGAUGUUUACACCCAUAUUUGAGAAAUCAUAGACUACUGACGGUGAUAACUUACCCCAACAAGACUGUUCUUCCACUUGCUGAGUUCGCGAAAGGUAGUGUUGACUAUAGCUACCGACUUGACGGUGCUCAUGUCAACUCCCCGACGCUUGUGUUUAACUUGCUCCCCACCCCUUUGGUUGUGUCGAUUGGACAGCAAUUGCUAAUAUGGUAUGGGCAAGACCUGACUAAUUUUACUGAGUACAAUAAUGCUGGUGAGACAUGCACAGAUGUUUACGCUUUGUACCCUUCACCUGAACUUCAACAUUGA